Messenger RNA from Daucus carota subsp. sativus, 2445 nucleotides. Its product is annotated as G-type lectin S-receptor-like serine/threonine-protein kinase LECRK3. Gene Ontology annotation, biological process: protein phosphorylation. Bases 1 to 2445 code for a protein of 814 amino acids. The record is from RefSeq and is a predicted model, not a curated record. Lineage: Eukaryota; Viridiplantae; Streptophyta; Magnoliopsida; Apiales; Apiaceae. The transcript has a single exon. Gene Ontology annotation, molecular function: protein serine/threonine kinase activity; ATP binding.
AUGAUUUUACCAAUGCCUUAUUCCCCUGCUCUUUUUUGUCACCUGAAUUUAUUAUUACUUGCUCUUUUGCCAGCUUUUGCGCUUGCUCAAACUAGCACAAAUGGUACUAUAGAACUGAACUCAUCUCUCACGGCCACAGACAAUGCUACUCCUCCAUCAUGGCUUUCACCUGGGGAAGAUUUUGCUUUCGGGUUCCGAAAAAUUGAUGAAAAAUCAGACCAGUUUUUGCUGUCCAUUUGGUACAACAAAAUACCUGACAGAACAAUAGUCUGGUUUGCAGAUGGUGGAAAUGCCGUGCCACGAGGAUCCAGAGUGCAAUUAAGUGCUGAUCGGGGAUUAGUCCUGAGUGAUCCGGAAGGAAAGCAGCUGUGGAACUCUGGUACAAUAUCUGGCCAAGUUUCGCGGGCCUUUUUCAAUGAUACUGGCAAUUUUCAGCUUCUGAGCAGCGAUUCUACUAAAUUAUGGGAGAGUUUUGACUAUCCGACUGAUACACUUCUGCCUACACAGAUCAUGCAGACUGAAGGGGCUCUUUACUCCAGAAGGAGCCAGAUUAGCUUCUCGAAAGGAAGGUUCCAGUUGCGUUUGCUGAAAGAUGGAAAUCUUGUCCUGAACACGCGAGAAAUUCUGACAGAUUAUGCUUAUAAGGCUUACUACAGCAGUGAAACUUUUGACAGUUCGAAUGCCAGUAAUUCUGGUUACCAGGUUUUGUUUGAUGGUUCAGGCUACAUGCAUAUUUUGAGGAGAAACGGUGAUCGUGUCACUCUGACGCCUAAUCGGGCUCUUCCUACUACAGAGUAUUAUCAUAGAGCAACAUUGAAUGUUGAUGGAGUUUUUGUUCAAUCUUAUCACCCGAAGAGUUUCACAGGCACGCCUAAUUGGUCUUCAAUCUGGCGAGAGCCUGAUAAUAUUUGUCUUGAUGUUCCUGCAGAUUUAGGCAGCGGGGCUUGUGGGUACAACAGUUUAUGUAGUCUUAAUGCUGAUGGACGGUCAGUUUGUGAAUGUGCGGUAGGCUAUUCGUUGGUUGAUCCAGAUGAUAAGUAUGGCAACUGCAAGCCGAAUUUUAGUGUGAGCUGUGAUGAUUAUAAUGGACAGAGGGCUAAUGAGGGCUUAUACGAGCUCUUACAAAUCAACAAUGCGAAUUGGCCAACGUCUGAUUAUGAGCGUCUGGAGGGAAUCUCUGAUCAAGAAUGCAGAGAUUCGUGUUUGAGUGACUGUUUUUGUGCUGCUGUCGUUUAUGGUGGCCCGACUUGUUGGAAGAAGAAGCUACCUCUGUCUUUUGGGCGGCAAGGCAGUAGUGAAAAAAGUAUUGUCUUAAUUAAGGUUAAGAAAGGCGAGCAUACUUCACAGAGUCCCGAGGGCAGUUCCAGAAAGGAUGAUCAUGGCACGUUUAUUCUGGUGGGAUCAGUGCUUUUAGGAAGCUCAGUGUUUUUCAAUUUUGUUAUUAUUGGUGCUUCUUGUUUAGGGUUCUUGGGCAUCUACCUAAAAAACCCUCUGAAGACUAGACCGGAUAAUGACAUAGUUGAAACAAAUUUGCGAUCAUUUACCUAUCAAGAGCUAUCAGAAGCCACGAAAGGGUUUACAGAAGUACUGGGAAGUGGUUCCUUUGGGACAGUGUACAAAGGAAUGGUGCAGAUAUCAACUUCAAAGACCUUAAUUGCCGCGAAGAAGUUAGCUAGAGUGACUCAAGAGACUGACAAUGAAUUCAAGACUGAGGUUAACGCGAUCGCCCUGACUCAUCACAAGAACCUGGUCAGACUGGUAGGGUUCUGUGAGGAAGGGGAGAAUCGUCUGCUUGUUUAUGAGUACAUGGUGAAUGGCUCACUUUCAGAUUUUGUUUUCGGGGAGGUAAAGCCUAGUUGGACACAAAGGGUUCAUAUCGCUUUAGGCAUUGCUAGAGGCCUCGCGUACCUCCAUGAAGAAUGCAACACGCAGAUCAUCCAUUGUGACAUAAAGCCUCAAAACAUUCUCCUAGACGAAUACUACAAUGCUCGGAUUUCUGAUUUUGGACUGGCAAAAUUCCUGAUGCUUGAUCAGAGCAGGACUAAAACUGCUAUCCGCGGAACAAAAGGAUAUGUUGCUCCUGAAUGGUUUAGAAGUACUCCGGUUACAGUCAAGGUUGAUGUUUACAGCUUCGGUGUGAUGCUGCUGGAAAUCAUUUGUUGUCGCAGAAAUGUGGAGAAUUUCGGAAAUGAGGGUGGAGGGGAGAUACUGACAGAUUGGAUUUGGGAUUGCUAUCAACAAGGCCGGUUGAAUGAUGCAGUGGAAAAUGAUGAGGAAGUUAUGUUGAUUGAGUGGACGAAUGUAGAGAGAUUGGUGAUGGUAGGAAUGUGGUGCAUUCAAGAAGAUCCAUCUCUGAGGCCAACAAUGAGAGAAGUCACACUGAUGCUCGAAGGAGUUGUAGAUGUUCCACAGCCCCCAUGUCCAUCUUCAUUUUAUUCCAAGUAG